Messenger RNA from Recurvomyces mirabilis, 264 nucleotides. RefSeq lists its product as uncharacterized. The coding region runs from base 1 to 264 and encodes 87 amino acids. NCBI's taxonomy places the organism in Eukaryota, Fungi, Ascomycota, Dothideomycetes, Mycosphaerellales, Teratosphaeriaceae. The record is from RefSeq and is a predicted model, not a curated record. The transcript is spliced from 4 exons.
AUGACUGACUCCGGCCGCAAGGACAUGUCCUCCAAGAUCGGUGACAAGAUGACCCCUGACUCCCAGAAGUCCACCAUCGACAAGGUCGGCGACUCCAUCACCGGCGGUGCCGACAAGGCCGGCCGCGACCUCGUCCCCGACUCCCAGAAGUCAACCACCCAAUCCAUGUCCGACAAGGCCUCCCGCGAGAAGGACUCCCACAAGUCCACCGGCAACGAGUCCAUGCUCGACAAGGCCAAGGACACCCUCGGCAUGAACAAAUAG